AUGGCAUCCCCCAGCCAGGUCAUCGUCGUCGGAGGCGGUCUCGCCGGAUUCUCUGCCGCUAACACGGUAUUGGAGAAUGGCGGCAACGUUCUCUUAAUUGAUAAGUCUGCCUUCUGCGGCGGUAAUUCUUCCAAGGCUACCUCUGGUAUCAACGGUUCUUGCACUAGAACUCAGAAGAAGCUCGGCGUUGAGGAUUCCAACGAGCUCUUCGAGUCCGAUUGCAUGAAGGGUGGCUCCAAGAGCCCCGAACUCAUCAAGACCAUGGUCGAGCAUUCCGGUAACUCCGUCAACUGGUUGAUGGAUAACUUCGAUCUUGAUUUGUCCCUUCUCGCCCGUUUGGGUGGUCACUCCGCUGAGCGUACCCAUCGUGGUAAGGAGCGCUUCCCUGGUAUGACCAUCACCUACGCCCAGAUUCAGAUGGCUGAGGCUAUUUCCAAGGCCCAGCCCAGCAGGUGCCAAAUUAUCAACAAGGCUCGUGCCACUGAUCUUAUCAAGAACGAGAAGGGUGAGGUUGUUGGUGUUGAGUACACUACUAAGGAUGGCCAGACCCAUAAGGUCUAUGGCCCCGUCAUUCUUGCCACUGGUGGUUUCGGUGCCGAUUUCUCCAAGGACGGUCUUCUCGCCAAGUACCGCCCUGAUCUUCUCAAGCUCUCCACUACCAAUGGUGAGCACUGCACUGGUGAUGGAAUCAAGAUGGGUAUGGCCGCCGGUGCCGACACCGUCGAUCUCGAGUGGGUACAGGUCCAUCCUACCGGUCUUGUUAACCCUAAGGACCCUGACUGCAAGGUCAAGUUCCUCGCUGCUGAGGCUCUCCGUGGUGUUGGUGGUCUUCUUCUCGAUGCUGAUGGAAAGCGUUUCUCCAACGAGCUCGGCCGUCGUGAUUACGUCUCCAACAGGAUGUUCGCCAACAAGGGACCCUUCCGCCUCGUCCUCAAUUCCGCCGCUGCCAACGAUAUUCACUGGCAUGUCGAGCAUUACGAGGGCCGUGGUGUCAUGAAGCACUUCAAGAGCGGUUAUGAUCUCGCCAAGGAGAUGGGUAUUGCCCCCUCCACCCUCGAGCAGACCUUCAAGAGCUACAUCGAGGUUGGUGACAAGCAGACUGCCGAUCCUAACAAUGGUCCCUAUGAUGCCUAUCCCUCUGGAAAGACUUGGGAUGAGUGGGGAAAGAAGUUCUUCAAGAACUACAACUACAAGAUGGAUGACGAGUUUGAUGUUGCCAUCGUCACUCCUCUCGUUCACUACUGCAUGGGUGGUUUGAAGAUCGAUACUACCGGUCGCGUCCUCGACACUGAGGGCAAGCCUAUCCGCGGUCUCUACGCCGCCGGUGAGCUCAUGGGAGGCGUCCACGGCAACAACCGUUUGGGUGGUAACUCUCUUCUCGAUUGCGUCGUCUUCGGUCGCCUCACUGGUAAGGAUGCUGCUAAGACUUUCUUGCCGGCUCAUGAGCACAUUCCUCUCAAGGAUCUCGCUGAAGGCAGGACUGAAGCUAGCAAGCGCGCCAUUGUCGUUGGAGGUGGUCUCGCCGGUUUCUCUGCCGCCAACACCGUCCUUGAGCACGGUGGUGAGGUUCUCCUUCUCGAUAAAUCUGCCUUCUGUGGUGGUAACUCUUCCAAGGCUACCUCUGGUAUCAACGGCUCUUGCACUAGAACUCAGAAGAAGCUCGGCGUUGAGGAUUCCAACGAGCUCUUCGAGUCCGAUUGCAUGAAGGGUGGUUCCAAGAGCCCCGAACUCAUCAAGACCAUGGUCGAGCAUUCUGGAGAAUCUGUCGACUGGCUCGUCGAUAACUUCGAUCUUGACCUUUCUCUCCUUGCCCGUCUUGGUGGCCACUCCGCUGAGCGUACUCAUCGUGGCAAGGAGCGCUUCCCUGGUAUGACUAUCACCUACGCUGAGAUUCAGAUGGCUGAGGCUAUUUCCAAGGCCCACCCUGACAAGUGCCAGAUCAUCAACAAGGCUCGUGUUACUGAUCUCAUCUGCAACGGUGAUGGUGAGGUUGUCGGUGUGCAUUAUGAGAAGGCUGGCAAGGGUUAUUCUGUCUUCGGACCUGUUAUUCUCGCUUCCGGUGGCUUCGGUGCCGAUUUCUCCAAGGACGGUCUUCUCGCCAAGUACCGCCCUGAUCUUCUCAAGCUCUCCACUACUAAUGGUGAGCACUGCACUGGUGAUGGAAUCAAGAUGGGUAUGGCCGUCGGUGCCGACACUGUCGAUCUCGAGUGGGUACAGGUCCAUCCUACCGGUCUUGUCAAUCCUAAGGACCCUGACUGCAAGGUCAAGUUCCUCGCUGCUGAGGCUCUCCGUGGUGUUGGUGGCCUUCUUCUCGAUGCUGAUGGAAAGCGUUUCUCCAACGAGCUCGGCCGUCGUGAUUACGUCUCCAACAAGAUGUUCGCCAACAAGGGACCCUUCCGCCUCGUCCUCAAUUCCGCCGCUGCCAACGAUAUUCACUGGCAUGUCGAGCAUUACGAGGGCCGUGGUGUCAUGAAGCACUUCAAGAGCGGUUAUGAUCUCGCCAAGGAGAUGGGUAUCGCCCCCUCCACCCUCGAGCAGACCUUCAAGAGCUACAUCGAGGUUGGCGACAAGCAGACUGCCGAUCCUAGCAAUGGUCCCUAUGAUGCCUACCCGUCUGGAAAGACUUGGGAUGAGUGGGGAAAGAAGUUCUUCAAGAACUACAACUACAAAAUGGAUGACGAGUUCGAUGUUGCCAUCGUCACUCCUCUCGUUCACUACUGCAUGGGUGGUUUGAAGAUCGAUACUACCGGUCGCGUCCUCGACACUGAGGGCAAGCCUAUCCGCGGUCUCUACGCCGCCGGUGAACUCAUGGGAGGCGUCCACGGCAACAACCGUUUGGGUGGUAACUCUCUUCUCGAUUGCGUCGUCUUCGGUCGCCUCACUGGUAAGGACCUUUGCGACAAUGUUCUUGGCCUCAACACCAAGUUGAGCUUGAAGGACUUGAAGGCCGCACCUGCUGUCGAGAAGGCUGCUCCCGUUGCUGCCACCCCUGCCGCCGCCGCUGCUCCUGCUGCUGCCGCUCCUGCCUCUAAUGGGUACACUUUGGAGGAGGUUGCUAAGCACAACACUGAGAGUGAUUGCUGGGUGGUUCUCAACGGUGAUGUUCUCGAUGUCACUGGAUUCCUCCCCGAACAUCCCGGUGGAAAGCUCGCUAUCAUGACUUUCGCCGGCAAGGAUGCCUCCAAGGAGUUCAACAUGAUCCAUCCCGCUGAUGUUGUCCAGAAGUACGUCCCUGAUGCAAUCCUCGGACCCGUUGUUGAGGCUUCCGCUGCUCCCGCUCCUGUUGCCGCUGCUGCCGCCCCUGUUGCUGCUCCUGCGGCCGCUACCAACGGUUACACUUUGGAGGAGGUUGCCAAGCACAACACCGAGAGUGAUUGCUGGGUUGUUCUAAACGGCCAGGUUUUGGAUGUGACCGACUUCCUCCCUGAGCAUCCCGGUGGAAAGCUCGCUAUUAUGACUUUCGCCGGUAAGGACGCCUCUAAGGAGUUCAAUAUGAUCCAUCCCGCUGAUGUUGUCGAGAAGUACGUGCCCGAGUCUAUCCUUGGACCUGUUGUCGAGGCCUCUGCCGCCGCUGCCGCACCUGUUGCCGCCCCUGCCGCUGCGGCCCCUGCCAACGGUAUCACCAUGGAAGAGGUUGCUAAGCACACCAGUGAGUCUGACUGCUGGGUGGUUGUAAACGGUCAGGUUUUGGAUGUUACCAACUUCCUCCCCGAGCAUCCCGGUGGAAAGCUCGCUAUCAUGACUUUCGCUGGUAAGGAUGCUUCUAAGGAGUUCAACAUGAUCCAUCCUGCUGACGUUAUUGAGAAGUACGCUUCCGAUGCUGUCCUCGGACCUCUUGUUGAGGCUUCUGCUGCUGCCCCUGCUGGUGCUUCCAACAACUUGGCCCAGCCUCUCCUCAGUGACUACUCCGCCAAGGCUACCCCUGCUCAAUGGUGGGGUGAGGAGCGCAACACCAGCGACUUGCAUGGCCCUCUUGGACCUUCUGUCUGGUCGUACUGUGCUGCUCUCUGUUACUUCAUCUGGAUGUUCGUUCUCGAGACUUUGAAGACCAUCUUCACUGUCAAGAACUGGAAGAACAUUUCCGAUAAGUCUGGAUUGACUCGUUCUGCUAUCUUCAUGAUGGUCUUCGUCACGAUCCAUGCCUUGGGUAACAUUCACUUGUUCUUCGGUGCUAUUCACUUCAACGCCUAUGCCUACUUCCUCAACCAUCCUUGCCCCUGGAGCACUCUUCUUCUUCCUGUGGAGAUCUAUCUCCUCGCCUGUGGUCUUUUGCAUGUUACUGUUGCUACUGUGCGCACCUUCAAGUUCAAGAGCAUGAACAGCAGCAUCGAUCAGCUCUGGUUGUUCUUGACUGGCAGCGUUCUUUUCGUGUUCCUUGUCGUCCAUCUCAUCCAGUUCCGCUUCGUCAGCGAGGCCGCCGCUCCCCAGUACUACUUCCGUACCAAGUGGAUGUAUCCCUUCUACUGCAGCGGUGACGAUACCUCUUGCGAGCUUGUCCACUUCAAGGAUCUCUACAAGAUGGAGAUGAAGUACUUCGAGAGCUUCGGCUGGGUUCUCUUCUAUGAGGCUGGUGUUAUCGCUUUCUGGUCUCAUAUGAAGGAGGGUAUUCGCAAGGUUAUUGCUGCCUACGCUGGCAUUCCCCGCAAGUACAAGUCUCAGGCUCAGUUCUUCGGUCAGCUCAUGGCCUGGGUUCUUGGCCUUCUCUACUUCUCUUACCCCUUGUUCAGCUACUUCGCUCCCAUCAAGGAUUGGGCCAAGUACGAUGCUGCUAUGCCCCGCCCUGUUGAGAUGUAA
Messenger RNA from Perkinsus marinus ATCC 50983, 4794 nucleotides. RefSeq names its product succinate dehydrogenase, putative. The coding region runs from base 1 to 4794 and encodes 1597 amino acids. The transcript has a single exon. Gene Ontology annotation, cellular component: membrane. NCBI's taxonomy places the organism in Eukaryota, Perkinsozoa, Perkinsida, Perkinsidae. Gene Ontology annotation, molecular function: heme binding; oxidoreductase activity; FMN binding. The record is from RefSeq and is a predicted model, not a curated record.